AUGGAAGAGACGGGAGAUUCAAAGCUAGUCCCUAGGGACGACGAGGAAAUAGUGAAUGACAACGAUGAAACUAAAGCGCCUAGUGAUGAAGAAGAAGGUGAGGACGUUUUCGACUCUUCAGAGGAGGACGAAGACAUUGACGAAGAUGAAGACGAGGCAAGAAAAGUGCAAGAGGGCUUCAUUGUCAAUGAUGAUGAUGAAAACGAAGAUUUAGGAACAAGCAUUUCCAAAAAAAGAAGAAAGCAUAAGAGAAGAGAAAGAGAGGAAGACGACCGAUUAUCCGAGGAUGAUUUGGACUUAUUGAUGGAAAAUGCUGGUGUGGAACGCACUAAGGCAAGUUCCUCUUCCGGGAAGUUUAAGAGGUUGAAAAGAGUGGGUGAUGAGGGAGAUGCAGCUGAACCAGAAAAUGAAAAUGUUGCUGCUUCAGGGCAAGAUUCUACAUCCAAAUUAGAGGAUUUCUUUUCUGAAGAUGAAGAAGAGGAAGAUUUAGUUUCUCGUAAAGGUAGAAGCAACGAAUAUGGCCGCGACGAAGAAGAUCAGGAAGAUGAAGACAGGACGGCUGACAAAGGUGGAAUUCUGGACGAAUUGGAUGACUUCAUUGAAGAUGACGAGUUUUCUGACGAGGACGAUGAAACUAGACAAAGAAGAAUUCAAGAAAAGAGGCAUUUAAGGGAACAGGCCACUAAGCAACCCACUCAAAUCACAGGUUUAUCGUCGGAUAAGAUUGACGAAAUGUAUGACAUUUUCGGUGAUGGCCACGACUACGACUGGGCUUUAGAAAUCGAAAAUGAAGAACUAGAAAAUGGUAAUGAAAACAAUGAGAUUGAGGAAGAAGAAAUUGAUGAAGAAACCGGCACUGUAAAAAGCUCCAAGAAAAAAAUCUCUUUAGAAGAUAUUUAUGAUUUGGAAGAUUUGAAAAAGAAUUUGAUGACCGAAGGAGACAUGAAGAUCAGAAAAACGGAUAUACCAGAAAGAUAUCAAGAGUUAAGAGCUGGUAUUACAGAUUACGGAAAUAUGUCAUCCGAAGAUCAAGAAUUGGAAAGAAAUUGGAUAGCUGAAAAAAUUUCAGUUGACAAAAAUUUCGAAGCCACUUAUGACCUAACUGAAUUCAAGGAAGCAAUUGGGAAUGCAAUCAAAUUUAUCACUCAAGAAAACCUAGAAGUUCCUUUCAUUUAUGCUUACCGCCGUAAUUACAUCUCUUCAAGAGAAAAAGACGGCUUCCUUUUGACUGAAGAUGAUCUAUGGGAAAUUGUUAGCCUUGAUAUUGAGUUUCACAGUCUUGUGUACAAAAAAGAUUAUGUCAAGAGAUUUUACGAAGAAUUACACGUUGAUGAUCCAAUCGUUAGUGAGUACUUUAAAAAUCAAAACACUGCAUCAAUUGCUGAAUUGAAUUCUUUACAAGAUAUUUAUGAUUACUUGGAGUUCAAAUAUGCCAAUGAAAUUAAUGAAAUGUUCAUAAAUCACACUGAAAAGUCGGGUAAAAAGCACUUGAAAAAUUCUAGUUACGAAAAAUUUAAGGCUAGUCCUCUUUAUCAAGCGGUUAGUGAUAUCGGUAUAUCUGCAGAGGAUGUAGGUGAAAACAUCAGCUCCCAACAUCAAAUUCACCCACCUGUAGAUCACCCAAGUUACAAACCGGUAGAAGUUAUAGAAUCUAUAUUGAACGCGAACAGUGGUGAUUUGCAAGUCUUCACCUCCAAUACCAAAUUAGCAAUUGACACAGUACAGAAAUAUUACUCUUUGGAAUUGUCUAAAAAUACCAAAAUAAGGGAGAAGGUCAGAUCCGACUUUUCCAAAUAUUACUUGGCUGACGUUGUGUUAACAGCUAAAGGUAAGAGAGAAAUUCAGAGAGGAUCUCUAUAUGAAGAUAUAAAAUACGCUAUUAAUAGAACUCCGAUGCAUUUCCGUAGGGACCCAGAUGUUUUUCUGAGAAUGGUGGAGGCAGAAUCUCUGAAUUUGCUGAGUGUUAAAUUGCACAUGUCAUCCCAAGCCCAGUACAUCGAGCAUUUAUUCCAGAUUGCUCUUGAAACCACUAACACCUCAGAUAUUGCAAUCGAGUGGAAUAAUUUCCGUAAAUUGGCAUUUAACCAAGCAAUGGACAAGAUUUUCCAAGAUAUUUCUCAAGAGGUUAAAGAUAACUUAGCAAAAAACUGUCAAAAACUUGUAGCCAAAACUGUUCGUCAUAAAUUCAUGACGAAACUGGACCAAGCUCCCUUCAUUCCUAAUGUCAGAGAACCCAAGAUUCCAAAGAUCUUAACUCUAACCUGUGGUCAAGGUAAGUUCGGAGCCGACGCCAUUAUUGCCGUCUACGUUAACAGGAAAGGUGAUUUCGUAAGAGACUUCAAGAUUGUCGAUAAUCCAUUUGAUAAAAUGAACCCUGAGAAAUUUGAAGACACUUUGGAUAAUAUUAUUCAAAGUUGUCAACCAAAUGCCAUCGGUAUUAAUGGUCCUAACCCAAAGACGCAAAAAUUUUACAAGAAAUUACAAGAGGUUUUACACAAGAAGCAAAUCGUUGAUAGUAGAGGUCAUACCAUUCCUGUUAUUUAUGUUGAAGAUGAAGUUGCUAUCCGUUACCAAAACUCUGAGAGAGCAGCCCAAGAAUUUCCAAACAAGCCGCCCCUAGUUAAAUAUUGUAUUGCCUUGGCGCGUUACAUGCACUCCCCCUUAUUGGAAUAUGCUAAUUUGUCAAGUGAAGAAGUGAAAUCGCUUUCAAUCCACCCACAUCAAAACCUACUUUCUGCGGAGCAACUAACUAAGGCUCUUGAAACAGCUUUUGUUGACAUUGUCAACUUGGUAGGUGUUGAAGUUAACAGGGCUACCGAUAACAACUACUAUGCUAGCGCACUCAAAUACAUUUCUGGUUUUGGCAAACGUAAGGCUAUCGAUUUUUUGCAAUCACUGCAAAGAUUAAAUGAACCAUUGCUGGCUCGUCAGCAAUUGAUCACACACAACAUUCUUCACAAGACUAUCUUUAUGAAUUCUGCUGGUUUUCUGUACAUUUCGUGGAAUGAGAAAAGACAAAAAUACGAAGAUUUGGAACACGAUCAAUUAGACAGCACAAGAAUUCAUCCAGAAGACUACCAUCUGGCUACUAAGGUUGCUGCUGAUGCUUUGGAAUACGAUCCUGAUACUAUAUCUGAGAAGGAAGAGCAAGGGACAAUGAGUGAAUUCAUCGAACUCCUAAGAGAAGACCCAGACCGUAGAACAAAGUUAGAAUCAUUAAAUUUAGAGUCUUAUGCCGAAGAACUUGAAAAAAACUCAGGAUUAAGAAAACUGAAUAAUCUGAAUACAAUAGUUCUUGAAUUAUUGGAUGGGUUUGAAGAAUUAAGAAAUGACUUCCAUCCUCUGCAAGGUGAUGAAAUUUUCCAGAGUCUAACUGGUGAAUCCGAAAAGACUUUCUUCAAGGGCAGCAUCAUUCCAGUCAGAGUAGAAAGAUUCUGGCACAACGACAUAAUGUGUGCAACCAACUCUGAAGUAGAAUGUGUAGUAAAUGCUCAGCGUCAUGCAGGUGCACAAUUUAGAAGGCCAGCAAAUGAAAUAUAUGAAAUUGGAAAGACUUAUCCAGCAAAGGUAAUUUACAUCGACUAUGCUAAUAUUACUGCAGAAGUGUCCUUAUUAGAUCAUGAUGUAAAACAACAAUAUGUUCCAAUAAGUUACAGUAAGGAUCCUUCCAUUUGGGAUUUGAAACAAGAAUUGGAGGAUGCCGAGGAAGAAAGGAAAUUAAUGAUGGCCGAAGCCCGUGCAAAGAGAACACAUCGUGUUAUCAACCAUCCUUACUAUUUCCCCUUUAACGGAAGACAAGCCGAAGAUUACCUAAGGAGUAAAGAACGUGGUGAGUUUGUUAUCAGGCAAUCAAGCCGGGGUGACGACCAUCUGGUUAUCACUUGGAAAUUGGACAAAGACCUAUUCCAACACAUUGAUAUUCAGGAACUAGAAAAGGAGAAUCCUUUAGCCCUAGGUAAGGUUCUUGUCGUUGAAAACCAAAGAUACAAUGAUUUGGACCAAAUUAUUGUUGAAUAUUUACAAAACAAAGUAAGGUUACUAAACGAAAUGACUUCUAGUGAAAAAUUCAAAAGCGGUACCAAGAAGGAUGUGGUAAAAUUUAUUGAAGAUUACUCUAGAGUGAACCCAAAUAAAUCUGUUUAUUAUUUUAGUCUGAACUACGAUAACCCUGGUUGGUUUUAUUUGAUGUUCAAGAUUAACGCGAAUAGCAAAUUGUACACAUGGAAUGUAAAAUUAACUAACACUGGUUAUUUCUUGGUUAACUACAACUAUCCAAGUGUUAUUCAACUCUGUAAUGGUUUCAAGACCCUUUUGAAGUCUAACAGUAGCAAAAGUAGAAUGAAUAACUAUCAUUAG
This is a messenger RNA of Saccharomyces eubayanus, 4356 nucleotides long. RefSeq names its product chromatin-remodeling histone chaperone SPT6 (gene SPT6). NCBI's taxonomy places the organism in Eukaryota, Fungi, Ascomycota, Saccharomycetes, Saccharomycetales, Saccharomycetaceae. Gene Ontology annotation, biological process: mRNA transcription by RNA polymerase II; transcription elongation by RNA polymerase II; positive regulation of transcription elongation by RNA polymerase II. Gene Ontology annotation, molecular function: histone binding; DNA binding; nucleosome binding. Gene Ontology annotation, cellular component: transcription elongation factor complex. The transcript has a single exon. The coding region runs from base 1 to 4356 and encodes 1451 amino acids. The record is from RefSeq and is a predicted model, not a curated record.